GGUACUGAUUCACCGGAAAUUGACAUGUCAAAAUGAAACAAAGAACAUAAAGCACCUUUGGUUGGUAAAGAAAAUUAGAAUGGAAGGCAAAGAUGACUUAACAGAUGAAGAAGACAAUGUACUAUCUUUAUUAGAGUACAUGCCAGCAGGAGUGUUAUUAGAAAUAUUUAAAUUUCUAGACUGGAAUGACAUUUGUCAAGUAUCCUCCACUUGUACAAAAUUCAGAGAAGUUUGCUCCUCAGCAACACUAUGGUUAGGUUUACAAGUGUUAGACUUCAGAAACUGUGCUGUUCCAGAUGCUGAAAAAAUAAUACAAAUUUUACACAAAACUCCAAAUGCAGUUCAUGUAAUUCUUGGAGAUAUUCUCAGUGAGGAUGAUUCUGACAACAUCAGGAUGGCAAAUAAUAUGGGUGAUGGGGACAUGGCUAUAGAGGAAGAGAUGAUAGAUGAGGAAGAAGAAGCUGAUGAAUCAACACGAGACAACCUCACAGUGUCCGACAGAUUCAUGCUGGAUGUGUUAAAAUGUUGUACAAGAAUAUCACAUCUAGAGUUACAUAUGCACAAAAUAACUGACAUGUCUGUGAAUGCAAUAUGUGCCAAAUGUACAUGUCUACAAACACUGGAGAUACAUGACAAUAAUUACAUACAGCCUGGUUCUAUCAAUGAACUGGUCUCUUUGCAGUCACGUCUCACACAACUUGUUAUAGACAGUUGUGAAGAGUUAGAGUUUCUGGAAUUACAGCAUUCAGAUCCCAGCCAACUUCUCAGUCUUACAAAUGUGAGUUUGUUAGGGCAAAAGGUUGUUAUUAGCAACAUACAGAUCUUGGUUCAAUCUUGUCCUUACCUUACCCAUCUAGAUCUCACUGCCAGUCAAUAUCUCAACAGUUUCUCCUUUGAUGUUAAUCAGGGGCAAAGAAGUGCGUUAGAUAGUCUACAGGUUGUAAUACUCAAAUUCUGCAAAGACUUGCAGUUGGUCAGUCUUCCAUAUUGUCCAAAUCUUCAACAACUUGACACCUCUCAUUGUGUUAGCUUGAAUGAAAUUACAGCAACAACUCCUAAAUUGUGUAAGUUAGAUACUGUAGGCUGUGAAGAAAUAACUAAGAUAGAUCUUACAAGCUCUGAUCUGUGUGAGUUAUGUUGUGAAGGAAUGAAACAGCUAGAUAUUUUACAUAUUGGAUCAGACCAGCUCACCUCACUGAAUCUCUCAUGUUGCUCAAGACUUUCAGCCAACAACUUACUUGGUGCAGUUACAAACAAAUCUUUAUUGUUGUCCCUUAAUAUUUGUGGCUGUAAAAAUAUCAGCCCAGAUGAUGUCAACUCUAUUAUAUUACCGCAG
Messenger RNA from Ruditapes philippinarum (Manila clam), 1336 nucleotides. RefSeq lists its product as uncharacterized. The annotation marks the transcript as partial. NCBI's taxonomy places the organism in Eukaryota, Metazoa, Mollusca, Bivalvia, Venerida, Veneridae. Gene Ontology annotation, molecular function: protein binding. The record is from RefSeq and is a predicted model, not a curated record. The transcript has 13 exons.